This is a messenger RNA of Aureococcus anophagefferens, 360 nucleotides long. RefSeq lists its product as hypothetical. The annotation marks the transcript as partial. Gene Ontology annotation, molecular function: protein binding. NCBI's taxonomy places the organism in Eukaryota, Pelagophyceae, Pelagomonadales, Pelagomonadaceae. The transcript is spliced from 2 exons. The record is from RefSeq and is a predicted model, not a curated record.
GAAGCUAUCUAUCAUAUGGGAAAGAUGUAUAUGGAUGGCGCGUUGGGCUGUGAGAGAUCUGCAAGGAAGGCUGUGAAAUUUUUCAAACGAUCCGUCGAGCUCGGUUGCGUGGAGGCGAUGGUCGCUCUUGGGCUCCGGUACCAGCAAGGAGAAGGUGCUCUCCAGAAAGCUGCGGAAGCUUUCCGCUACUACAAACUCGCCGCCGAACAGGGUCUCACGGAAGCCGAGCUCAAUGUGGGACUCUGCUAUGCGAAGGGCGAUGGAGUCCCCGAGGACGUUAACGAAGCCAAACGCUGGUUCGUGCGUGCGGCCGCCAAGGGCCAGGAGGAUGCCAUUGAUGUCCUUCGAGAAUGGCAAGAG